Messenger RNA from Recurvomyces mirabilis, 483 nucleotides. RefSeq names its product 60S ribosomal protein L21A (gene RPL21A). Gene Ontology annotation, molecular function: structural constituent of ribosome. Gene Ontology annotation, biological process: translation. The record is from RefSeq and is a predicted model, not a curated record. Gene Ontology annotation, cellular component: cytosolic large ribosomal subunit; ribosome. The coding region runs from base 1 to 483 and encodes 160 amino acids. The transcript has 3 exons. NCBI's taxonomy places the organism in Eukaryota, Fungi, Ascomycota, Dothideomycetes, Mycosphaerellales, Teratosphaeriaceae.
AUGGGUCAUCCAGCUGGUCUCCGCGCCGGAACGCGCUAUGCGUUCUCCCGUGACUUCAAGAAGAAGGGUAUGAUCCCACUCUCGACAUACAUGAAGGUGUACCGCGUAGGAGACAUUGUCGAUGUGGUCGCCAACGGUGCGGUCCAAAAGGGCAUGCCCUACAAAGUCUACCACGGCAAGACCGGCGUCGUCUACAACGUGACCAAGUCCGCCCUCGGCGUCAUCAUCUACCGCCAAGUCGGCAACCGCUACAUCGAGAAGCGCAUCAACGUCCGCAUCGAGCACGUCCGCGCCUCGAGAUCCCGCGACGAGUUCAUCCGACGUGUGAAGGAGAACGGGAUCAAGAAGCGCAAGGCGAAGGAGGAGGGUGUGCAUUUGCAGCUGAAGAGGCAGCCGGCGAUGCCUCGGGAGGCGAGGACGGUGAAGACGAGCGAGAAUAAGCCAGAGAGUAUUACGCCGAUUGCUUAUGAGACUACUAUCUAA